AUGCUAGCGGUGCACUCUUAUAAAGCGGGUCACUUUGCACCUGCUGCUGGCCCCCGCGACCCUGCGCUUCCGGGGCAUACCAGGAACGUAUCGUCCAUAGCCAGACCGCAACAUCUGGCCCCAGAAGUCCAGCGAUCCUGCUCAGACGUAACUCCCUUCCUCAAAUCACAGCUAUACUCAGGAUCGCGACGCGAGAAAAUUUGGUCCAACCUUCGCCGACUAAGUAGCACAUCGUUCCGGGCUGAUCCAAAUGGGCCACCUCUGGGCCUGACGAGAGGGAAGAGUGAACGCGAAAGGAACACUAACGUUAGCAUCGACUUCAUGUCCCCUGAAGGAGCUUCUGCUCCGCAGAUUGUCAAGGCAGCCCAGCCAGGUUCCCGAUUUGAGGUUAUGGGACUCAUAAAAAAUGGCCAUGAUAUUGAGGAGAGACACGUUCAUUCCCACAGGAGUGUCCUGCUGGUUGCCGCCCAUCGCGGAAACGUCGAAGUUGUCGACCUGCUUCUCCAAUGCAACGCCAGGCUGGACAUCAUGGAUAAGUCUGGAUCGAUGGCCCUUCAUCUUGCUGCCUCUCGGAGCCACUGCCAUGCGGUACAGCUUAUCAUCUCCCAUGAUGCGGAUAUAGAAGCAAAAGAUGUCAGAAUUAUAACUGCGCUACACUACGCGUGUGAGGAAGGCCAUUUGGGCGUUGACGAGAUUUUUCUUGAUAACACGAUGGACAUUAACGUUGCCGGGUGUGAUCGAAGAACUCCGCUCAUCUGCGCCGCAGCCACAGGCAGACUCUCAGUUGUCGAGCUACUUCUGAAUAGAAAAGCAUCUCAACGACGUGUUGACGAUGGCGGUAUGACAGCUCUCCACUGGGCUGCAUUUAACGAGCAGGUGGAUAUCGUGGAGCUGCUCAGCCGGAAAAAAGGCAUGCUGGCCAUGACGAACGCCGUUGGACGCACUCCUCUCCACCUUGCAGUCAUGAAAUGUCAAUUUUCCGUGGUUGAAGGGAUUACUCGGAAGGAAACCUCUAUAGAAAUCUGUUGCCACUCUGGUUUGACGGCUCUCUAUUAUGCUUGUAUCGCGAAUAACAACCACAUUACCAGACUGUUUGCUCAUGGCAAAAUCCGACAUAGAAGCAGCAACGGAGAGAGACCAUCAUCAUCGACGUCCCAUUCAUCUUGCCGCAGCCAGCGAUUCUGUGGAACUACUCACUUUACUCUAUGA
Molecule: messenger RNA, 1209 nt
Organism: Monascus purpureus
Lineage: Eukaryota; Fungi; Ascomycota; Eurotiomycetes; Eurotiales; Aspergillaceae
Source: the annotation of a GenBank genome assembly